This is a messenger RNA of Salpingoeca rosetta, 9342 nucleotides long. Its product is annotated as snf family helicase. The transcript has 6 exons. Bases 46 to 9342 code for a protein of 3098 amino acids. The record is from RefSeq and is a predicted model, not a curated record. Gene Ontology annotation, molecular function: ATP hydrolysis activity; ATP binding; ATP-dependent chromatin remodeler activity. Gene Ontology annotation, cellular component: Swr1 complex. Lineage: Eukaryota; Choanoflagellata; Craspedida; Salpingoecidae.
GCGCCAACCAGUCGACACAAGCCGCAAAGAAGAAAGGCAGGCAGGAUGGCGGACGACACAAGCAAACCAGCGUCGGCGCCAUCGACUGCCGCCACAACAACGCCAGCGGUGGCGCAGCAGACUGGCGCACAAGCAGCGACGACGGUGCCGGUCGACCAACCCACCACGGCUACUGGACCAACAACAACGGCAGCGUCAACAACCGCAGCACCAACACCACCAUCCUCCGCGACCACUCCAUCAAUAACAACAACAACACCACCAGCAGCAACAGCAGCACCAGCAGCAACAGCAGCACCAGCAGCAACAGCAAUGACAACAACCCUUCCGCAACACACAGCACAAGCAAACACCACCGCUGUGGCCCAGCCGUCAACCAGCACGCCUGCUCCACCUGCAUCUGCACCCGCGGACAAUCAGCAGCACACAUCUGCCCCUGUGCAUCCAGUACAAGCAGGAAAUGCACCCGCCACUUCAAACACGCCUACACCCACAGCAACAACGGCAACAGCCGCCACAGCGUCAGAGACAACGGCGACUGCCACACCCACAGUACCUGCCACACCAACUGCCGCCACACAGCCUGGGGAUGACGCAGAGUCUGCGAGACAAGGCAAUGCCUCGCAGGCACCGAAGCAGGAAGGUGGUGAGGGCGAGGCUGGCCCGGUGUCCGUGCGCGCGCGUGUGAAGGAGCUGCUGAACCUCAAGCUGAAGGUGUUCUUGGAAGCGCACGAGUUACGGCUACGGGAGCUGUUCCUUGUAAGCACAAACAACAGCCUGGCCGACCUGCUACACGCCCGCACCAGCGGCAGCCCUGCGAUGGAGGAGUUUGUGGCGCGAAACCGCGUUGACGGCGUCACCACCGCCCGCACCACUGCGGGGAAGCGCAAGAGCAGCGCAGACAGCGGGCAGCCCACCCCAAAGCGGGCCACCGUUGGCUCGCGCUCUGCCUCGCCCGGCGGCGGCGCGUCGCCACGACCCGGGUCGCCCGUAACCGGUGGUGGCGGGCGCGGGAAGGGCCGUGGCAAGGGCAAGAGCCGCGCACGUGGCAAGACACCGCGGUCGGCAGGGAAGGCAGGCAAGAGCAGCCGGGCUGGCAGCGCGCUUGCCGAGGAGGACGCGCUGCCAGAAGCAACGCCGACAGCGGCCGUGCCUGCGACAGGCGUGGCCACACCAAAGGCACGCCGUGCAAAGGCAGCAGCAGCAACAGCAGCAGCAACGACAACCACUCCAACACCCGGCACGAGCCUUGCUGCCCAGCGCACACCACGAACCCGCAGCAAAGCCGCCUCUGUUGCUGUUGAUGCGGAAAAGCAGCCCGAGCAGGAAACAGCGGCGGUGGCAGCGGGGAAGGCUGGCACGCAGGCGAUCACCACGACAGGCGGGGCGGCACCAACAGCCACAUCAGCAGCACCGAAGAAGAUGAAGCUGAAGGUGUCGCUGGACGAGGCAGCACGGCUGCUGCACGCGGAGAAAGAGCUGCAGCAGCGCAUCAGCGAGAAGAGGCAGCAAGGGGUGUGGGUUGACAAGCGCCUGCCCAAGGUUGCCGAGCCGGCCCGCCCAAAGGUGCACCAGGACUACCUGCUGGAGGAGAUGGCGUGGCUCAGCGACGACUUCCGCAUGGAGCGCAAGUGGAAGAUUGCGGUGGCACGGAAGCUUGCGCGCGCUGUGGUGCGCUGGCAUGAGGCGCGGGCGCAGGAGGGCCGGCGACGCAUGCGGCAGGAGCUCAACCGGAAGAGGAAGGUGGCUGCAAACGUGGCGCGCGACGUGCAGGUGUUUUGGAAACAGAUGCUCAAGGUCGUCGACUACAAGCACAAGCUGGAGCUGGACGCUGUCAAGACAGAUGCCAUGAACAAACACCUGGACUACCUGGUUGGACAGACGCAGUCGUUUACAGAGGAUCUCACGCGCGGGCUGCAGGGCAAGUAUGCAGAGUACGGCAAAACGGCCAUGGCCGCACACGCGCGCCGCGCAGCCGCCAAGCACGCAGCUGCACUACAGCAAGCAACAGGCCAACAGAUCACGCUCCCGCCGGCGCCGUCACAACAACAGCAACAGCAGCAGCAACAGGGCGCACCCACACAGGUGGCCGAUUCGACGACAGCAGCUGCGGGCGCAAGUGGUGACGACGGUGCCAACAAGGCAAAGGGCAAGGCUGCAAAGAAGCAGCGCAGCAAGAGAGACGCAGUGAAGAAAGAAGAGGAGGACGAAGAGUAUGUGCCGUCUGAUGCAGAGGGCAAGGCAUCUGCUAGCCGUGGUGGUGACGGCGAAGACGAGGAGGGAGCAGGCAGUGGGGAGGAUGAUGAUGACGAGAGCUCUGUAGAUUCAGCGGAUGAGCCCGAGGAUGCGGAGGGUGAGCUUGCUGACCUUGCCAAGGGCGGGGAGAUGCCGAUUGAGGAACUGCUGGCCAUGUACCAGCGCAUGGCAGAGCAGGAGGAGGGGGACGAAGGAGAGAGCAACGAGGAGGGUGGCGAGGAGGACGAGGAGGAUGAUGAUGGUGGUGAGGAGGAUGAAGAGGGUGAAGAGGAAGAAGCCGAACGUCAGGGAAAGAAGGCCAAGAAGGCAGCAGGGAAGAAGGGGAAGGGAGGGAGAAGGAAGAAGAAGCAAGACGCCAAGGAAGGCGGGGAUGAGGAGGAACAAGAGGAGGAUGCUGGCCAAAACGACAAAGGAGAGGAUGAGGAGGAAGAAGAAGAAGAAGAAGAAGAAGCAGAAGAGGACGAAAAAGAGGAUGAGGAGGAAGAAGAACCGAGGACACCGCGCACGCGUCGGUCGCGGCGGAGUCGGUCGAGUCGCACAGCAGCAACAGCGGCAACAGCAGCGCGCGGGCGGGGCCGUGGCCGCCGCCGCAGCUCCCGUCGCAGAGGCGCCGCCGUCAAGCAGGAGGAGGAGGAGGAGGAGGAAGAGGAAGAGGGGGAAACAGCAGGAGGAGAAGAGGGAGGGCAGCAUGACGGCGCAAAGUCUGAGGCCGAGGGUGAUGGUGCUGGUGACGCUGAGGAAGAGAGUGGAACAGAUGCAGAGACAGCGGACAGGGAGACGCGGCAGGAUCUACUGCUGCUGGCAGGCAAACGACAGGACGCUGAUGGCCCCAGCACCCGAGACGAGGUGGAAGCCGUUGGGCGGGAGCUGGAGACGGCGCAGGCGGUGGACGCCACCAACACGGACACAAGCAACAUCAACACGCCCGUGCCGUUUCUGCUCAAGUGCAAGCUGCGGCCGUAUCAGCACAUUGGGCUGGACUGGCUGGCCACCAUGCACGCGAAGAACCUCAACGGCAUCCUUGCUGACGAGAUGGGCCUUGGCAAGACCAUCCAGACCAUUGCGCUGCUGGCCCACCUCGCCGUCACGCGCAACAACUGGGGGCCGCACCUCAUUGUGGUGCCCACCAGCGUGAUGGUGAACUGGGAGAUGGAGCUGAAGAAGUGGUGCCCGGCGUUCAAGGUCCUCAACUACCACGGGACCAUCAAGGAGCGUCGUGAGAAGCGCGUUGGCUGGACGAAGCCCGACCAGUUUCACGUGUGCAUCACCAGCUACAAGCUUGCCGUGCAGGACGCGCACAUCUUCAAGCGCAAGAAGUGGAAGUACCUGAUUCUUGACGAGGCGCACCACAUUAAGAACUUUGAGUCGAAGCGGUGGCAGACGUUGCUUCGCUUCACCUCUCGCCGCCGCCUCCUGCUCACGGGCACGCCGCUGCAGAACGACCUCAUGGAGCUGUGGUCCCUCCUCCACUUUCUCAUGCCGCGCGUGUUCCAGUCGCACCAGCAGUUUCGCGAGUGGUUUGGCAACCCCGUGCGGGAGAUGGUUGAGAGCACGCGUGCAGCCAAGCAGCGUGACAAGGAGCGUGUUUCCCGCCUGCACAAGCUCCUGCGGCCCUUUAUCCUCCGCCGGCUCAAGGCAGACGUCGAGCUCCAGAUGCCGAAGAAGUACGAGCAUGUGAUCACGUGCGACCUCUCGCGGCGGCAGCGUGAGCUCUAUGACGAGUUUAUGUCCCGCACAAAGACAAAGGAAACCAUCGCAGCAGGCAACUAUCUGAGUGUGAUCAACAUUCUGAUGCAGCUGCGCAAGGUGUGCAACCACCCGAAUCUGUUUGCGGAGCCGCGUGUGGUCAGUCCGCUUGUGCUGCGGCCUCUGCGGUAUGAGGUGCCUUCCCUCGUCAUCGGUGCCCUUGACGACCGCGACUGGUUUGCUGCCGCCCCGAACCCGGCACGCGUCAACUUGGACCUGUUUGGACUGGCGCUGCUGCACUGCGAACUGCGCGGCGACGUGUCCCUGCACGCGGACGCAGACGCCAUUCGCUCGCUCGGGCUCCCGGUUGGGUUUGAGAUUGAGCGCGAGCCACCGACAGAGGAGGAGAAGAACAGCGGCGGCGAAAACUACCUGGAUUUGCUCAUGCGCCGGCGCAAGCAGCAGCGCGCCCUGCUCAACCACCGCGCGCACAUCAACACGCUCAUGUGCGACCGCAGUGCCGUGUACGGUGACGCCCUGCGCUCGGCCGUGACCAUGCCGCCUCGCCCGGUCGCCUCCAUCUCAACCACGGCGCUCAGCUCGUACCUCGCCCCUCCAACCGCAACCACCACAACCACCACCAGCAGUGACAACACCGCUACCACUGACACCCCCAACAACACCAGCAACAAUGCCGCGGACCCGGACAUUUUGCCGCUUGUGCAGAGUGUGGCUGAUCGGCGAGCAGGGCUGGCUGCUGUUGUGCGGCGAUUCUCCAUGGCCGUGGAGCCUGCCCGCUGCCCGGCGCUUGAUGUCGCCCCCACCACCGUCGGCGGCGUGCGCGCCGUGCAGAAGUGCAUGUGGUCGCAGCCCCUGCGCAACCGGGCCGCUCGCCCCACCACCACUUUCCAAGCGCUUGUGCGGGACGCAGCAGAGGAGGACCGCGCGCUCGUGCUGCCGGACAGGGCGCUGAUUCAGUACCACUGCUCGAAACUGCAGGUGCUGGAGAAGCUGCUCAGGGAGAAGAAGGCUGGCGGCCACCGUGUGCUCAUCUUCACGCAGAUGGCCAAGAUGCUGGACAUCCUGGAGCAGUUUCUUGCGUUCCACGCGUUUACGUAUCUGCGGCUGGACGGGUCCACCCCCGUGGUGCGGCGGCAGCAGAUGACGGAGAGGUUCAACCGAGACUCGCGCCUCUUCUGCUUCAUCCUCUCCACGCGCUCUGGCGGGCUUGGCGUCAACCUCACGGGCGCAGACACGGUCGUGUUUUACGACAGCGACUGGAACCCGACCAUGGACGCGCAGGCGCAGGACCGCGCCCACCGCCUGGGCCAGACAAGGGACGUGCACAUCUACAGGCUGGUGUGCGCCAAGACGGUGGAGGAGAACAUUCUCAAGAAGGCGCAGCAGAAGCGGCAGCUUGGCGACAUUGCCAUUGAGGGCGGUGCGUUCACGACAGAGGGCCUGAAGAGCGUCAAGCUGAUGGAGCUGUUUGAGGGCGACUCCAACGUGGAGGACCUUGGCCCCGUCACAGGCGAGGACAAGAAGGCUAAGGCAGCAACAACAGCAGAGGCUGGUGCUGCGACUGACGAUGGCGCUGCCACGGCUGGUGAGGGCGAGGAAGGUUUCGAGCAGGCGCUAUUGGCGGCGGAGGACGAGACAGAUCGCCAGGCGUUGCAGACGGCGCGGCAGGAGUUGUCGCAGGAGCUGGCCGAGUUUGACGAGGACGGUACGCCCGUCGGCUCAACCAGCGACACGCCAAAGCGCAAACACCCCGCAGCGGCAGCGGCAGCAGCAGCAGCGACAUCGUCGGCAGCAGCCACACCAACGCGAGGCAGCAAGCGCGCCAAAGCAAGCGCGCCCACACAACAAACUGCCGAGGGUGACAUGGCAGAGCAAGAGGCGGGCGCCGCGUUUACGUCCCCAGAGCAUGAGCAGCAGCAGCAGCAGCAGCAGCAACAACAAGGGCGUGCGGGUGGCGCGGCGCGGAGCGAUGUGGAGACGGACGAGGAAGAGAUUGACCCGGCCAAGCUGCUGGAGGAGCAGAUGAAGCGGCUGCGUGGGGUGGAGCACCACGCCCUCAACGUGCUGGAGCGGUACCUGUCGUCGCAGCACGAGCGCAAGCUGGCCGAUGCCCGCCGCGCCAUGGACGAGAAGCAUCGCGCGCUGUGCAACUUGGAGAAUAGGAUGCGUGCAGGCAACGACGAUGGCCUGUCGACGGAAGAGGAGGAGGAACUCUUCUACAGCGAGGAGAAGAUGCAGGAGGCGCUGCGGGCGUACAUGGAGGCGACGGCGCAGUCUGAGGAGGCCGCCAGCCCGCUGUACGGCCCACCGCAGCCGCCGGCGCACGGCAGCAGCGAGGCCAUGGCCCCGCAUGUGGAGACGGCGCACUGGGCGCAAUACCGCGUGGCGUUUAUGCACUUUGUGCCCGCUGCGCCCGACCUGACCAAGCGGCGCAAGCGGUUCCGCAAGAAGUACAAGGACCUGCAGCGUCGGGCGAGCCGCAAGGGCACCAACUUCAUGUGGCAGCGCACGAUGGACCUGGGCGUGCGGGACAUCUCGGAGAAGCGUGCGCGCGAGCUUGGCGAGAAGGCGCUGCACCACGGGCGCGGCAUCUCCGCGUCCAUCUUCCGGCGGCGCGACGACAAGGGUGGGCGGUAUGGCAUCAAGAUGCACCGGCACCCGAAGCGGCCCGUCAAGUCCUCGGGCGCCUCCAAGGAUAAGCGGGACGUGGACACCAACAGGGAAGCGGCGCCGUGGACUGUGGAGGAGGACUGGACGCUGCUGGCAGCCGUGCGCCGGCACAUGUGCGCAAACAGCACUGUCAACUGGCAGCUGGUUGCUGACACGAUGAAUGUGUGCACGUCGUUUACAGGGCGCCCGCGCACGCGGCUGCAGUGCCGUGACCGCUACUUCAACGUGCUGGUGAACCGUGAGGACGGGCGCCCGCCCUCUAAGAAGAAGGACGAUGGCAAGAAGAAGACAAAGAAGAAGGCAAAGAAGGAAGAGCCAGCAAAGGGACAGCCGGUGCUGACGACGCAGCAGCUGCACGAGAAGGACAACCGGCAGUCUGUGAUUGACUUCCACCGCAACGUGUUCACGGCCAUUGUUAAGGCGCAUUCCUCGCGCGCGCCAGCGCCACCCCCUCCGGCCGCUUCUGAGGAGGCGCGGAAGUCCCAGCAGGCCAUUCUCGACCAAGCACGCGUGGGCACGGAGUCUGUGGUGGAGUUGACGCAGAAGCUGAACGACGAUUACCUGAAGGCGCGAUCUGCAGCCCUGAUGCAGCGGCGCCAGGCGCACAUACAGGCGAUGAAGCAGGCCCAGGCGCAAAACAUGCCGGGACGGGUGGCCAUGCAGCAGCAACAUCAACAACAGCAACAGCAGCAGCAACAACAACAACAACAACAACAACAGCUGCGGGGCGUUCCGUCACAACAACAACAGCAACAGCAACAGCAAGGGCGACCAGGACAACCACCGGCAGGAAUGCAGCAAGUGGUGGGCGUACAAAAUCAACAGCUACAGCCACAACAACAGCCACAGCAGCACCCACAGCACACACAGCAUCCACAACAGCAAGCUGGGGUCAACACGGGUCGCCACGGUGCCAUCUCUGGCCAGCGCGCUUCCAUACCUGGCGUCCGACCUCAGGGCCAGGCGCCCGGUGGCACGAAUGGCAGCGGUGCAUAUGCGCAGUCGCGUGCCAUGCCGGUAGGGAGAGCAGCUGGUGGUGGCAGCGUUGCACAACAGCAGGGCCGCCCUCUGCAACAGCACCCGCAACAAGUGCCGACAUCAACAAUGCAACAGCAGCGGCCAAUGCCCAUGACGAGCAACCCGGCCCAAGCCCGCAACAUGCCGUCUCAGGGGCCGGCGCACACCCAGCAGGGCCAGCUGCGCAAUGUGCCUGCGCGCAUGCCCCAGCAACAGGCGCAAAUCUACUCACAGGCGCCAGCAUCGCGAGUGCAAGGGCAGAUGCCCGUUGGGCAGCAGCAGCAGCAGCAGCAGCCACAACAGCAGCAGCCACGUGGUGGCGCGACCACGGCGCCUGUGGGCAACGUGCCUCGCGGGCCAACCGGCAUGGUGCAGGGUGGUCCCUCCUCGUCGUCUCAGCAGACCACACCCGUGCGUGGCGCUGGUACGGCCCCACGUCAGCAGCAACCGUUGACCCACACCUCCGGAGCAGCGGGUGCCCGCGGUGGUGUGGCGGGAAUGUCUGGCCAGCACCAGCACCAGCACCAGCAGCAACAACAACAACAACAGCCGCGUGGCGGUGUUCCCGUGUCACGGGCAAUGGGUCAGGCCCCACCGUCGUCGUCACCCCAGGUGAUGACGCAGCCAGCCAUGCCGGGCCCUGGUGGCAGCACAACUGCGCCGACCACGGGUGCCUACAUGCCGAGUGCUCGCAGCACGGUUGGCGCGGGUCAGCCAGCGCCGCAGUAUGCCCGCCCCGCUGUUGCUGGUCAGGGUAUUGGCACGGCAUCACCGCACCAGGCCGGCACGCGCUAUGCGACGGCACCCAUGUCGCGUGUGCCGGCAUCAACGAGUGUGUAUUCGACAGCAUCCACGGCGCCACACCCGCACAUGGGCAGCCCCAUGGCGAGCAGCACAGGCACAAUACGGCCCGGUGGGGUGAGGCCGAUGAUGGGCACUGCAGGGGCGACUGGAAGCAUGGCGUCGACCGUGCCAACAACCAUGAUCACAUCAGUCGGUGCCGGUGUCAGCGGGGCCACGGUGCCAACGAGCCUGCCCUACGGCAGCAGCACCACCUCCACAGUCCCCGGCCGGGCAUACGCCCAGCAGCCGCAGCAGCCCGGCACAUAUGCAUACGCACCGCAGUCGGCGGGUUCGUCCAAGGCGCACACGCCAAAACAGAUGUCACGCCGCACGUCAAUGAGCACGCACGCUGUACCCGGGAGCGCAUACGCGACGAGCAGUACCGCGGGGCCAACCGGUACUGCUGGUGCUGGUGCUGGUGGUAGUGGUGUGCAGUACAACUCUGCCUCGCUGCUGGCAUAUGUACGGCAACACUACAGCGCUGAUCCAAACUUUACCUACGUCGUGAACGUGUACAACGACAAAACCAUGUCGGAGGAAGCAAAGGUGACGGAGAUACAGCGGUGGCUGCAGACUGCGCAGACACGCUCCCCCGCGCGUGCCCGCACGUCAUCCAUGGGCGCGUCUUCAUCGUCGCCCCACGUCAUGUCGCGAUCGGCGAGUGUGUCCUCCACAUCACGGCCCAUGCCGCAAACACAGCCCGGCGGCCCACCGACAAUGCAGCAACAGCAACCACAACAACAAACACAACCACAGCAGCAGCAGCAGCAGCUACAACAACAACAACAGCCUGGUGCACCGUACAGCACAGCGCCCGCUAGCGGUUACACGCGGCAGGGGCAGUCUUGA